Molecule: messenger RNA, 13443 nt
Organism: Rattus norvegicus (Norway rat)
Lineage: Eukaryota; Metazoa; Chordata; Mammalia; Rodentia; Muridae
Source: RefSeq, a predicted model, not a curated record
GAAGUUGAUGUUGAACUUCUUUUUGCUGGAAAUGAGCUAGGGGUCAAUGCUAGAUCUGAGGGCCCUUAACAUCUUCUUCAGAAGAUCUCGACUACAGUAACACACUGAUCUCUCAAGAGCUUUGUCACACUUGCAGCUGGAAACACUUUGUAAAGGUCUUUGGGUCUCCUAUAUUUGACUAUGCUGCAACGACAGUCACCAGAGACUGUGCUUCCCGGUGGUAGCAAUGAAUGUUCCCCUACAGUGAAGGAAGUUCAAGUCGACCUUUGUAGCAGCCCCUUUCACUGCUGUACGAGAUGAGCAUGCUCACCUAGAGCGCUGCAAACAUCCCUAGUCCAGAGGCAGAAAGCAGCAGUGGCAACAUGACGCUGUCCUUUUAACCCUUCACUAUGGGACAACAGUUCAGGCUAAGAUGAUAAUUUCUGUGUCUGAUAGUGAUCAGGAUCAUAGGUAAUUUGCACAACAAUUUUUAUAAGUAGUAACUUUUGAUGAAAUUUUCUCUUUGUCUUUAAAAUAUACUAGGAAAUGGGAAGAAAGGUUUUUGCAUAUAUUUAUUAUUUACCAAUAAUUAUUCACUUUAAAGGCUUUUCAUAAAUGGUGCCAAAGGAUAUAGGGUCACAAAUAUUAGCCUUUGUACUUAUUGUCAUGUUUCCUAUAGUUGUUUUGUGACAAAUUUUGCUUCCCUCUUUAGAAGCUGGUAAGAGACUUACAGGAACAUCACCAUGGUAAGAAUGUGUGCAUUUUACAAUUAAUAGGUAAAAAGUAUAAUGUUCAGAACCUGACAUUCUCUUUGCCUCUGUGUACUCCGAUUUCAGCUUCUUUAUUUCUUCUAUAAUCACAAGCUGAACAAUUAUCUCCCACACAGCAUGAGUUAUGGACAAACAUCCUUAGGAAGGGAGAUGAUUCAGUGGAUAAAGUGCUUGCCAUGAGUCUGUGAGAAUGGAAGUUUGGAUUCUCAGAAUCCACAUGAGGUCUUGAGGAUCUCAUGUGCAUCUGAAUCCUGGGGCACUUAUGGUGAGGCAGGAGGUGGUGAGAGAGAAUCCCCUGAAGUUUACUGGCUAGUUUGCCUGGGUUUCUUAUUCAUGAAGAAGGGAUUGAGCCACAAAACCAAGGUUGGAAGAAUGUUGCAUGCUGUUAUUCUAAAGGCUCCCUGACAAGCCCUCCUUUCUUGUUCCUAGGUGUGUGAAUGUGGAUAAUGUCAGCUCUACCUCCUCUGUGAAGGUAAAAUUCUUCUUUGUGAAUUUAAUUUUCUUAUGAAUUUUGUUACAAUUCAGCAAUAGUGUAACUAUCCCAGUUUUAUAUGGAAAGAUUGCUCAAGGGAGUCCACAUUGUAGAUGUGGAGAUUUCUACAAACUGCAAGUGAGCAGUAAGUCCUUGUGGGUAGUGGUGGCCAAUAAGAGAAUGGACUCAAAAGACAUAGUGAGUGGAAGACUGAGCGCAGUCCUCGUACAAUAGAAGAUGUCUGAUGUUUGACAAGUAUUGUUUGCAGAAAUGAGUACAUGUUCGACUGAUUUUAAAAUGUGACUGUUACUAGACCAUAAUAUUUCUUUUUUAAAAAAUUUUUAUUAGAUAUAUUUCUUUACUUACUUUUCCAAUGUUUUUCCCCUUCCUGGUUUCCGGUCCAUGAGCCCCCAUCCCUUCCCCCUCACCCUCUCCCAUAUCGGUUUUCCUGGGCUGGAGAGAUGGCUCAGUGGUUAAGAGCACUGACUGAAAGAACCAAAAAAAAAAAAAAAAAACCAAAAAAAAAGGAGCACUGAUUGCUCUUCCAGAGGUCUUGAUGAAUCCAAUUCACAGCAACCACAUGUUGACUGACGACCAUCUAUAAUGAGAUAUGAUGAUCUCUCCUGGUGUGUCUGAUGAUAGCUACUGUAUACUUAUAUAUAAUAAGUACUUCUUAGUAAGUCCAGACAUUUCUAUAAUCCAUGAAUCUCCUAAGUGACUUUACCCUCAGGAAAAUGCAUGCAAUUUUUAUCUACCUUUGGACACUGCUAUUUUAGGAUCCUGUAUGAGAGCAUCUCCUUGGUUUCUCUAUUUCAUGUGUAUUUACACUAAGGAGAAAUUGUGGCUAUGUAGCAGUUUGUAAUAUGUUCAUCAAGUUUGUCUUAUGAGAAUAGAGCAUUUUCUAUUUGAUUCUAUGAGGGUAUGUUGAAAGCUCUUCAUCUAGAAAAACAACAAGUGUUUUUCCCAAUUAUCCAGCAUUUUUAGAUGCAGGGAGUCAAUUACUGUAUAUUUCCAUUUAAGUUCUUCUUUAUGGAUUUUAAAAUAAUAUAAACUUAUAUUCUUUGUGCCACAUUCAAACAGUUAAAAUAUUGUAGUGCUUUACUUAGAUAUUUCCAUAUCCAGUCUGAGGCUGCUUUAUCACUGUGAGCUGCUCAAGGUUAAGAAACCUGUUUCUAUAUAACCUAUAGCCCUAUAGUGAGGGGCUGUGUGAAUGAAGAGUGGCAAUUUAAUGAUUUUUGAAUGUGACUCAGUGGACAAUUGUGUUUCUAUAAAGCAGUUUCACCGGUUCUAUGGUAUGGACAGUGCUAGCAAUUAAAUUGCCAUUUAUUUGUAAAUGAAAACUGUGCAUUUUGUGAUUCCCCACAAUGGAAGAGGAAGACUGUUAGAAGGGGCCUCAUUAAUAUUAAUAAUCAUCUUAAACUAGAAGCAGAAUAAUUGACUGAUAAUGAAUUAAGCUUAGUCUCAACAAGAACAAGGUCAAGUUUGUCAGUUAAUGAUUUUCUCUUAAUCUAGGCUAGCAUAAAUAUUUUAACUUCUUGAUGGUAUCCUAUUAAGUUGUAAAUAGGCAUAUAAGAAGAUAUUUUAUAUUUAAUAAUUUUGAUUUUCAUGUGUCAAUAUCCUGUAAUUCCUAAAGAACAUUGUUGAUGUGAAAGCAUGCAUCCUAAAAGAAUAGAGUUAAUUUCAAGACCAAAUAAAAAGUAAACUCUCUUCUCUGCAUUGCAGGGAGAAUCGGGAAGAAAAUUCCAUAUAAUACCUAAGAAGAUCCAAAAUAUUUUUAGAAAAUCUGGAGUUUAUGUGUCUUCUCGGGUAGACCCAAUUCUUGAAGUAUGGGAAGAAAAUACAUCUGCAACAGUAAUCCCCACUGAUGAUGAAAAAUAUAAAACAGAUAAUUUCUAUGCGGUGUCUUCUGAGCAUAGAAAUUCUAUUCCUAAGGCUACUGCUGAUCGUGAAGCUUCCACCUCUACUGCUGACAGCCUGGAUGCUGCCGAGCCUGACCCAACAAAUUCUACAAAUGCUACUGACUGUCUGGCUGCUCUUGAGCGUGAGCUGACUAAUUCCAACAACACUGCUGACUGUCUGGCUGACCUUGAGCCUGAUCCGACGAUUUCUACCAAUGCCGCUGACUUUCAGGCUGCUGUUGCACCAGAGCCAACUAUGUCCACCCACCCUGCUGACUGUCUGCCUGAUGUGGAACCAGAGCCAACUAUGUCCACCCACCCUGCUGACACUCUGGCUGCUCUUGAGCCUGAGCUGACUACUUUCAACAACACUGCUGACUGUCUGGCUGACCUUGAGCCUGAGCCAAACAUGUCCACCCACCCUGCUGACAGUCUGCCUGAUGUGGAACCAGAGCCAACUAUGUCCAAUCACCCUGCAGACACUCUGGCUGCUCUUGAGCCUGAACUGACUAAUUCCAACAACACUGCUGACUGUCUGGCUGACCUUGAGCCUGAUCCGACGAUUUCUACCAAUGCCGCUGACUUUCAGGCUGCUGUUGCACCAGAGCCAACUAUGUCCACCCACCCUGCUGACUGUCUGCCUGAUGUGGAACCAGAGCCAACUAUGUCCACCCACCCUGCUGACACUCUGGCUGCUCUUGAGCCUGAGCUGACUACUUUCAACAACACUGCUGACUGUCUGGCUGACCUUGAGCCUGAGCCAAACAUGUCCACCCACCCUGCUGACAGUCUGCCUGAUGUGGAACCAGAGCCAACUAUGUCCACCCACCCUGCUGACACUCUGGCUGCUCUUGAGCCUGAGCUGACCAAUUUCAACAACACUGCUGACUGUCUGGCUGACCUUGAGCCUGAUCCGACUAUUUCUACCAAUGCCGCUGACUUUCAGGCUGCUGUUGCACCAGAGCCAACUAUGUCCACCCACCCUGCUGACUGUCUGCCUGAUGUGGAACCAGAGCCAACUAUGUCCACCCACCCUGCUGACACUCUGGCUGCUCUUGAGCCUGAGCUGACUAAUUCCAACAACACUGCUGACUGUCUGGCUGACCUUGAGCCUGAUCCGACGAUUUCUACCAAUGCCGCUGACUUUCAGGCUGCUGUUGCACCAGAGCCAACUAUGUCCACCCACCCUGCUGACUGUCUGCCUGAUGUGGAACCAGAGCCAACUAUGUCCACCCACCCUGCUGACACUCUGGCUGCUCUUGAGCCUGAGCUGACUACUUUCAACAACACUGCUGACUGUCUGGCUGACCUUGAGCCUGAGCCAAACAUGUCCACCCACCCUGCUGACAGUCUGCCUGAUGUGGAACCAGAGCCAACUAUGUCCAAUCACCCUGCAGACACUCUGGCUGCUCUUGAGCCUGAACUGACUAAUUCCAACAACACUGCUGACUGUCUGGCUGACCUUGAGCCUGAUCCGACGAUUUCUACCAAUGCCGCUGACUUUCAGGCUGCUGUUGCACCAGAGCCAACUAUGUCCACCCACCCUGCUGACUGUCUGCCUGAUGUGGAACCAGAGCCAACUAUGUCCACCCACCCUGCUGACACUCUGGCUGCUCUUGAGCCUGAGCUGACUACUUUCAACAACACUGCUGACUGUCUGGCUGACCUUGAGCCUGAGCCAAACAUGUCCACCCACCCUGCUGACAGUCUGCCUGAUGUGGAACCAGAGCCAACUAUGUCCACCCACCCUGCUGACACUCUGGCUGCUCUUGAGCCUGAGCUGACCAAUUUCAACAACACUGCUGACUGUCUGGCUGACCUUGAGCCUGAUCCGACUAUUUCUACCAAUGCCGCUGACUUUCAGGCUGCUGUUGCACCAGAGCCAACUAUGUCCACCCACCCUGCUGACUGUCUGCCUGAUGUGGAACCAGAGCCAACUAUGUCCACCCACCCUGCUGACACUCUGGCUGCUCUUGAGCCUGAGCUGACUAAUUCCAACAACACUGCUGACUGUCUGGCUGACCUUGAGCCUGAUCCGACUAUUUCUACCAAUGCCGCUGACUGUCGGGCUGCUGUUGCACCAGAGCCCGCUAUGUCCACCAACCCUGCUGACAGUAUGGCAGCUGUUGAGCCUGAGCCGACUAUGUCCACCCACCCUGCUGACAUUCUGACUGCUGACGAGCCUGAACAUAAUACUUCUACCAAAGCUGCUGACUGUCGGGCUGACCUUGAGCCUGAGCCAAACAUGUCCACCCACCCUGCUGACAGUCUGCCUGAUGUGGAACCAGAGCCAACUAUGUCCACCCACCAUGCUGACACUCUGGCUGCUCUUGAGCCUGAGCUGACCAAUUUCAACAACACUGCUGACUGUCUGGCUGACGUUGAGCCUGAUCCGACUAUUUCUACCAAUGCCGCUGACUUUCAGGCUGCUGUUGCACCAGAGCCAACUAUGUCCACCUACCCUGCUGACUGUCUGCCAGAUGUGGAACCAGAGCCAACUAUGUCCACCCACCCUGCUGACACUCUGGCUGCUCUUGAGCCUGAGCUGACUAAUUCCAACAACACUGCUGACUGUCUGGCUGACCUUGAGCCUGAUCCGACGAUUUCUACCAAUGCCGCUGACUUUCAGGCUGCUGUUGCACCAGAGCCUGCUAUGUCCACCUACCCUGCUGACUGUCUGCCAGAUGUGGAACCAGAGCCAACUAUGUCCACCCACCCUGCUGACACUCUGGCUGCUCUUGAGCCUGAGCUGACUAAUUCCAACAACACUGCUGACUGUCUGGCUGACUUUGAGCCUGAUCCGACGAUUUCUACCAAUGCCGCUGACUUUCAGGCUGCUGUUGCACCAGAGCCUGCUAUGUCCACCAACCCUGCUGACAGUAUGGCAGCUGUUGAGCCUGAGCCGACUAUGUCCACCCACCCUGCUGACAUUCUGACUGCUGAUGAGCCUGAACAUAAUAAUUCUACCAAAGCUGCUGACUGUCUGGCUGACCUUGAGCCUGAGCCAAACAUGUCCACCCACCCUGCUGACAGUCUGCCUGAUGUGGAACCAGAGCCAACUAUGUCCACUCACCCUGCUGACACUCUGGCUGCUCUUGAGCCUGAGCUGACCAAUUUCAACAACACUGCUGACUGUCUGGCUGACCUUGAGCCUGAUCCGACUAUUUCUACCAAUGCCGCUGACUUUCAGGCUGCUGUUGCACCAGAGCCAACUAUGUCCACCCACCCUGCUGACUGUCUGCCUGAUGUGGAACCAGAGCCAACUAUGUCCACCCACCCUGCUGACACUCUGGCUGCUCUUGAGCCUGAGCUGACUAAUUCCAACAACACUGCUGACUGUCUGGCUGACCUUGAGCCUGAUCCGACGAUUUCUACCAAUGCCGCUGACUUUCAGGCUGCUGUUGCACCAGAGCCUGCUAUGUCCACCUACCCUGCUGACUGUCUGCCAGAUGUGGAACCAGAGCCAACUAUGUCCACCCACCCUGCUGACACUCUGGCUGCUCUUGAGCCUGAGCUGACUAAUUCCAACAACACUGCUGACUGUCUGGCUGACCUUGAGCCUGAUCCGACGAUUUCUACCAAUGCCGCUGACUGUCGGGCUGCUGUUGCACCAGAGCCCGCUAUGUCCACCAACCCUGCUGACAGUAUGGCAGCUGUUGAGCCUGAGCCGACUAUGUCCACCCACCCUGCUGACAUUCUGACUGCUGACGAGCCUGAACAUAAUACUUCUACCAAAGCUGCUGACUGUCGGGCUGACCUUGAGCCUGAGCCAAACAUGUCCACCCACCCUGCUGACAGUCUGCCUGACGUGGAACCAGAGCCAACUAUGUCCACCCACCCUGCUGACACUCUGGCUGCUCUUGAGCCUGAGCUGACCAAUUUCAACAACACUGCUGACUGUCUGGCUGACCUUGAGCCUGAUCCGACUAUUUCUACCAAUGCCGCUGACUUUCAGGCUGCUGUUGCACCAGAGCCAACUAUGUCCACCUACCCUGCUGACUGUCUGCCAGAUGUGGAACCAGAGCCAACUAUGUCCACCCACCCUGCUGACACUCUGGCUGCUCUUGAGCCUGAGCUGACUAAUUUCAACAACACUGCUGACUGUCUGGCUGACCUUGAGCCUGAUCCGACUAUUUCUACCAAUGCCGCUGACUGUCGGGCUGCUGUUGCACCAGAGCCCGCUAUGUCCACCAACCCUGCUGACAGUAUGGCAGCUGUUGAGCCUGAGCCGACUAUGUCCACCCACCCUGCUGACAUUCUGACUGCUGACGAGCCUGCACAUAAUACUUCUACCAAAGGUGCUGACUGUCUGGCUGACCUUGAGCCUGAGCCAAACAUGUCCACCCACCCUGCUGACAGUCUGCCUGAUGUGGAACCAGAGCCAACUAUGUCCAAUCACCCUGCUGACACACUGGCUGCUCUUGAGCCUGAGUCGACUAAAUCCUCCAAUGCUGCUGACUGUCUGGCCUAUGUUGAGCCAGAGCCAGCUAUGUCCACCCACCAUGCCGACAGUCUGGCUGCUCUUGAGCAUGAGCUGUCUCAUGCCAACAAAGAUGCUGACUGUCUGGCUUCUCUCAAGGCUGAGCUGAUUAAUUCCACCAAUGCUACUGAUUGUCUGGCUUCUGUUGGGACUGAGACAACCAUGUCCACCCAGCCUACUGACAAUUUGGCAGCUGUUGAGCCUGAACAUAAUUCCACCAAUACUGCUGAAGGUAAGGACUCUGUUGAACAAGAGCCAUCUAAGCCCACCUACCGUGCCGACAGCCUGGCUGCUCUUGAGCAUGAGCUGACUAAUUCCAACAACACUGCUGACUGUCUGGCUUCUCAGAAGGCUGAGUCAAUUGAUUCUACCAAUGCUACUGAUUGUUUGGCUUCUGUUGGGACUGAGACAACUAUGUCCACCCACCCGGCUGACAAUAUGGCUACUGAUGAGCAUGAGGCUACACAUUCCACCAAUGCUGCUUACUUUCUGGCGGCUCUUGAGCCCCAGUCGACUAAUUCCUCCAAUGCUGCUGAUAUUCUGGCUUCUGUUGGGUCUGAGACAACCAUGUCUACCCACCUUGCUGAUAUUCCUAUUGCUCAUGAGCCUGACUAUAAUGAUUCUACCAAUGCUGCUGACAGUCUGGACUCCGUUGAGCCAGAGCCAGCUAUGUCCACCCACCGUGCCGACAGUCUGGCUGCUCUUGAGCAUGAGCUGUCUCAUGCCAACAAAGCUGCUGACUGUCUGGCUUCUCUCAAGGCUGAGCCAACCAUGUCCACCCAGCCUGCUGACAGUUCGGCAGCUGUUGAGCCUGAGCCUACAAUUUCCACCAGAGCUGCUGAUUUUCUGGCUACUGUUCUGCCAGAGCUAACUAGGUCAAACCACCCUGCUGACUGUCUGGACUCUGUUCAGCCUGAGUCAUCUAUGUCCACACACCCUGCUGAUAAUAUGGCUACUGAUGAGCUUGAGCCUACAAAUUCGACCAACGCUGCUUACUGUCUGGCUGCUCUUGAGCCUGAGUCGACUAAAUCCUCCAAUGCUGCUGACUGUCUGGCCUAUGUUGAGCCAGAGCCAGGUAUGUCCACCCACCGUGCCGACAGUCUGGCUGCUCUUGAGCAUGAGCUGUCUCAUGCCAACAAAGAUGCUGACUGCCUGCCUUCUCUCAAGACUGAGCUGAUUAAUUCCAUCAAUGCUACUGAUUGUCUGGCUUCUUUUGGGACUGAGACAACCAUGUCCACCCAGCCUACUGACAGUGUGGCAGCUGUUGAGCCUGAACAUAAUAGUUCCACCAAUGCUGCUGAUGGUCUGGGCUCUGUUGAACAAGAGCCAGCUAAUCCCACCCACCGUUCCAACAGUCUGGCUGCUCUUGAGCAUGAGCUGACUAAUUCCAACAACACUGCUGACUGUCUGGCUUCUCAGAAGGCUGAGUCAAUUGAUUCUACCAAUGCUACUGAUUGUUUGGCUUCUGUUGGGACUGAGACAACUAUGUCCACCCACCCUGCUGACAAUAUGGCUAUGGAUGAGCUUGAGCCUACACAUUCCACCAAUGCUGCUUACUUUCUGGCCGCUCUUGAGCCCCAGUCGACUAAUUCCUCCAAUACUGCUGAUAUUCUGGCUUCUGUUGGGUCUGAGACAACCAUGUCUACCCACCUUGCUGAUAUUCCUAUUGCUCAUGAGCCUGACUAUAAUGAUUCUACCAAUGCUGCUGACAGUCUGGACUCCGUUGAGCCAGAGCCAGCUAUGUCCACCCACCAUGCCGACAGUCUGGCUGCUCUUGAGCAUGAGCUGUCUCAUGCCAACAAAGCUGCUGACUGUCUGGCUUCUCUCAAGGCUGAGCCAACCAUGUCCACCCAGCCUGCUGACAGUUCGGCAGCUGUUGAGCCUGAGCCUACAAUUUCCACCAGAGCUGCUGAUUUUCUGGCUACUGUUCUGCCAGAGCUAACUAGGUCAAACCACCCUGCUGACUGUCUGGACUCUGUUCAGCCUGAGUCAUCUAUGUCCACACACCCUGCUGAUAAUAUGGCUACUGAUGAGCUUGAGCCUACAAAUUCGACCAACGCUGCUUACUGUCUGGCUGCUCUUGAGCCUAAGUCGACUAAAUCCUCCAAUUCUGCUGACUGUCUGGCCUAUGUUGAGCCAGAGCCAGGUAUGUCCACCCACCGUGCCGACAGUCUGGCUGCUCUUGAGCAUGAGCUGUCUCAUGUCAACAAAGAUGCUGACUGUCUGGCUUCUCUCAAGGCUGAGCUGAUUAAUUCCAUCAAUGCUACUGAUUGUCUGGCUUCUGUUGGGACUGAGACAACCAUGUCCACCCAGCCUACUGACAGUGUGGCAGCUGUUGAGCCUGAACAUAAUAGUUCCACCAAUGCUGCUGAUGGUCUGGGCUCUGUUGAACAAGAGCCAGCUAAUCCCACCCACCGUUCCAACAGUCUGGCUGCUCUUGAGCAUGAGCUGACUAAUUCCAACAACACUGCUGACUGUCUGGCUUCUCAGAAGGCUGAGUCAAUUGAUUCUACCAAUGCUACUGAUUGUUUGGCUUCUGUUGGGACUGAGACAACUAUGUCCACCCACCCUGCUGACAAUAUGGCUAUGGAUGAGCUUGAGCCUACACAUUCCACCAAUGCUGCUUACUUUCUGGCCGCUCUUGAGCCCCAGUCGACUAAUUCCUCCAAUACUGCUGAUAUUCUGGCUUCUGUUGGGUCUGAGACAACCAUGUCUACCCACCUUGCUGAUAUUCCUAUUGCUCAUGAGCCUGACUAUAAUGAUUCUACCAAUGCUGCUGACAGUCUGGACUCCGUUGAGCCAGAGCCAGCUAUGUCCACCCACCAUGCCGACAGUCUGGCUGCUCUUGAGCAUGAGCUGUCUCAUGCCAACAAAGCUGCUGACUGUCUGGCUUCUCUCAAGGCUGAGCCAACCAUGUCCACCCAGCCUGCUGACAGUUCGGCAGCUGUUGAGCCUGAGCCUACAAUUUCCACCAGAGCUGCUGAUUUUCUGGCUACUGUUCUGCCAGAGCUAACUAGGUCAAACCACCCUGCUGACUGUCUGGACUCUGUUCAGCCUGAGUCAUCUAUGUCCACACACCCUGCUGAUAAUAUGGCUACUGAUGAGCUUGAGCCUACAAAUUCGACCAACGCUGCUUACUGUCUGGCUGCUCUUGAGCCUAAGUCGACUAAAUCCUCCAAUUCUGCUGACUGUCUGGCCUAUGUUGAGCCAGAGCCAGGUAUGUCCACCCACCGUGCCGACAGUCUGGCUGCUCUUGAGCAUGAGCUGUCUCAUGUCAACAAAGAUGCUGACUGUCUGGCUUCUCUCAAGGCUGAGCUGAUUAAUUCCAUCAAUGCUACUGAUUGUCUGGCUUCUGUUGGGACUGAGACAACCAUGUCCACCCAGCCUAUUGACAGUUUGGCAGCUGUUGAGCCUGAACAUAAUUCCACCAAUGCUGCUGACGGUCUGGACUCUGUUGAACAAGAGCCAGCUAAGCCCACCCACCGUGCCGACAGUCUGGCUGCUCUUGAGCAUGAGCUGACUAAUUCCAACAACACUGCUGACUGUCUGGCUUCUCAGAAGGCUGAGUCAAUUGAUUCUACCAAUGCUUCUGAUUGUUUGGCUUCUGUUGGGACUGAGACAACUAUGUCCACCCACCCUGCUGACAAUAUGGCUACUGAUGAGCUUGAGCCUACACAUUCCACCAAUGCUGCUUACUGUCUGGGGGCUCUUGAGCCUGAGUCGACUAAAUCCUCCAGUGCUGCUGACUGCCUGGCCUAUGUUGAGCCAGAGCCAGCUAUGUCCACCCACCGUGCCGACAGUCUGGCUGCUCUUGAGCAUGAGCUGUCUCAUGCCAACAAAGAUGCUGGCUGUCUGGCUUCUCUCAAGGCUGAGCUGAUUAAUUCCACCAAUGCUACUGAUUGUCUGGCUUCUGUUGGGACUGAGACAACCAUGUCCACCCAGCCUGCUGACAGUUUGGCAGCUGUUGAGCCUGAACAUAAUAAUUCUACCAAUGCUGCUGACGGUCUGGACUCUAUUGAACAAGAGCCAGCUAUGCCCACCCCCCGUUCCGACAGUCUGGCUGCUCUUGAGCAUGAGCUGUCUCAUGCCAAUAAAGCUGCUGACUGUCUGGCUUCUCUCAAGGCUGAGCCAACCAUGUCCACCCAGCCUGCUGACACUUUGGCAUCUGUUGAGCCUGAGCCUACUUUUUCCACCAAAGCUGCUGAUUGUCUGGCUACUGUUCAGCCUGAGCUAACUAGGUCAAACCACCCUGCUGACUGUCUGGAUUCCGUUCAGCCUGAGUCAUCUAUGUCCCCACACCCUGCUGACAGUUUGGUAGCUAUUGAGCCUGAACUGACUAAUUCCACCAAAGCUGCUGACUGUCUGGACUCUGCUGAGCCAGAGCCAACUAUGGCCACCCACCAUGCUGACAUUCUGACUGCUGUUGAGCCUGAACAUACUAAUUGCUCCAGUACUGCUGACUGUCUGCCUGCUGUUCAGCCUGAGUCCAGUAUGUCCACCCACCCUGCUGACAGUAUGGCUGCUAUUGAUGCUGAGCCUACAGAUCCUGCCAUUGUUGCUGACUGUCUGGCUGCUCUUGAACCUCGGCUGUCUGUUACAUGUGCUGCUGACAGUAGUGUGUUAGUUGAGAGUCAUGACUCAGGACCAGCUAGUCACAUUGGAUUGGAUUAUGUAGUUGAUUUACCUCUUUACAAGGAGAGUACAAGGUACAAACCCCAUGCUGACCCAGAGCCCACUCCUGGUUCCUGCACUUGUUAUUCCCUUGACUCCAUUCAAAUGACUAACCUGACUCUUUUGAUAUCCCUUAGUGAAGAAGAAAUAUUUGAUUCUGCUACUUCAGAUGAGGAAUCUUCUUUUACUCCUGACGUAGAAGAAGGUCUGCCUGCUACUCAGGGUGCUGAGGAUAUUUUUCAUGCUUCCGCACGAGCUGAACCAAUAAACCACAGCUUGAUCCUUCUCAGGGAGAGUGGAUAUCUUCGGGCAACAGAGAUACCACGCAUACCUUUUUUGCUCUUCAUAUGGCUUAUAUCCUCACUCUUAUCCAUCAUAACAUGGAUGAAAAUCCAAAUUCAACAAGCAUGGCAUGAAGAAAAUGGCCAAGGAGCUCCCACUAAGAAGAGAGUCGGACCAGGUAAGUUAAACUAAAAUAGUAGCUUAAAAUAGAUUAAGAUUGUUUUACUAGAAACCUAGGUCUCUUUUGUUAAUAAAUUUCAUACUUCUAUAGGGCUAUUUACGCAUAACCUAGAACCUGAAAACUUUAUUUUUCUCAAUUUAUAGAAAAUAAUUUUCAUAAUGUAACAAAUCCAGUUUAGAGAAAUACAACUGACCAGGUAAUAUUUUUUCCUACUUGGAUGUUUCCUAUUCUAGAAUGAGGAGAUUAUUGUCACUUCCAGUGAAAACAUGUGUUUCCUGAAUGACUAAGCCGGGAAAACUUCCUGUUAAAUGUUAUUGUCUAUUUAUCGCUGUCAUUCUGAACUCUGACUUCUGAAGUUAGCAUAGCCUUUGACCGCAACAUUCCAAAAGAAGCAACUUCUGAGAUUAAAAAUAACAAGAGAAGCAUCCACCUUCUCACUGUUUCUCUCUACAUUGAUAUGUCUACAUUGAUAUCUACAUGAUAAUGACACUGAUGUUGUUGAUGCUGGGCAUGACAAUAUCACCAGAGAUGUGCCUGAUGAUACUGUUAAUAAUUCUUCUUUUUCUUCUAGUGGCUGCGGCUCCUGAUCCCUAGACCCUUGAUGCUCCUCCAGGAUCGAUUGGAAUAUCAAAACACAGUCUGUGUGGGAGAAUUGAUCAUAUAUAUAAAUUUUAAAAUAAAAUGUUCAGUCUGAUUGUAGACUGAAGUAA